UUCAUAAUUCUCUUGACGAUUUUAACGGAAACUUCAAGGGAGUGUUAAAUCACGUGAAGAAUGACAGCUCGAGACAUCGUCAAAGAUAUUGGGGAAAUCUAUUCGCGCAUUUUUGAUCAUCGCCCCUUUACAAGUGCAGAAAUUCAGUACUUUUUGCGGGAAUUUGAGGAAAAACGCAACGACCGUGAAGUAGAGAAUCUCUUUGUGUCCCUGCAGAAUACGUCUGAGGCCAAGGAUACGGGAGUUUUGCGUUCAAAGGUGGCAUGUGAGGCACAUUUGGGGCAUUUACAGAAGUCCCUCGAAGUUGCUUUGGGUGCGUGCGAAGAGGUGACUAAUCGUGUGCCAGACCCGAAGCUCCAGGCUGCAUUGGAGGCUAACCGGGAGGCCCGGAAGGUCAUAUGGAGUCACUUUGUUGAUGAUAUGGCACACAAGUGUUCACGAGUUGAUCAUACAUUUGAGGAGAAGGAAGAAGAAUUGCGGGAUUUUUAUUCUGAUCUCGAAAGGAAGCUCCACAUUCACAAGUAAAUAUACAUAAAGUUAAUUAUGUCCAAGGGGAGUAUUGUUGAUCCACGAGUGAGGAUUGUGGCAUCCAAGAAGCUCUGUGAUUACGUGCAAAAGCACUUGGGGUGUGAGAAGAAUCUUCCGGAGAGUUUUGCAAAGAUUUGCGGGAAGAUUUCCAAGGCAUCCCUUGAGGAGAACAACGUGGAAUAUCCCAGAGUUGCCUUCACGGAGGAAGAGAAGAAACUCCUCGUGGAGGCUGAGAAGGUAAUUACUGAAGAUGCCCAAGAAUCCGGGAAGGAACCUCAAAAGCCAAAGAAGGAACAAAUCCUCACGGUUCAGGAUGUAAAAUGGCUCAACAGGGUGUUGCAGGAGAAACGGAAGGAGGAAGGAAUAGAAGUUUACCUGCACGAGCUUCUGGAACACUCAACAAUCCUCCUGCCGGAAAACUCCGUAAUUGAGCGCAAUCCAGAGCUGGAGAAGCGCUGUGAGGCACUGAGGAAGGAGCAGGAGAAUAAGGUGUACCGGAAGAUGACGAGAAAUGUGGAAAAUCCCAAAAAUGUUCCCUACGAAGACACCAUUUCCUACCAAAUUAAGCAAAUCAACAAACAACUCAUUGCCGUGGCACAAUUCAUCUUUUCCGUCAUUGCGGGCUUUGUCUUUGGCUUCCUCGGGAUUCAGCUUAUUGUUGGGAAUCUCGAUUUUGGUUUCCGGCUCCUUCUGGGCAUUAUGUUUGCCCUCAUUAUUGCCCUGGCGGAGAUUUACUUUCUCGCGAAGAAGCUCAAUGAGAAUGCGGAUGAAUUCAAGGUUGAUAAAUCCCCAGAACACCGGAAGACUGCCCCCAGUACUCCGGAAAAAACAUCAGGAGGGGAGAAAGAGCACAGAGAUUGAAUUUCUCAGCCAAAAAAAAUCGCCAUUUCUCGUGCAUUUGUGCCGUUUGUGCUUAAACAAGUACCAGGAAGUCUCUUUUCCACAAGAUUUCCUGGCCAAAUCCAUUGAAAUUCCACAAAAUCCCAAUGUUAAUUAUAAAAAUCUAAUAAAGAAUUUCGAUUCAGCUA
Messenger RNA from Lutzomyia longipalpis, 1556 nucleotides. RefSeq names its product biogenesis of lysosome-related organelles complex 1 subunit 5 (gene Muted). The record is from RefSeq and is a predicted model, not a curated record. Gene Ontology annotation, cellular component: BLOC-1 complex; transport vesicle. The coding region runs from base 61 to 525 and encodes 154 amino acids. Lineage: Eukaryota; Metazoa; Arthropoda; Insecta; Diptera; Psychodidae. The transcript is spliced from 3 exons.